AUGCAGGGGAACGGGCAGCAAGCCGGGAAGGGACACGAGGACCACUUGGCCAGGGUAGGGGCUGCUGAUGGCGGGUUGCAGGCUGCGGCUGUGCCCAUGCUGCCGGCCAUGGAGCUGGCCGAGGAGCCGGAGAAGCCUCCGGGCGGCAAGAGCAAGGAUCCCAACACCUACAAAGUGCUCUCGCUGGUACUCUGUGUCUGCAUGUUAACAACAAUCCUAGGAUGUAUAUUUGGUCUGAAGCCUAGCUGUUCAAAAGAUGUGAAAACCUGCAAAGGUCGCUGCUUUGAAAGGACCUUUGGAAGCUGCCGUUGUGAUAAAGAUUGUGUCAAGCUUGGAAACUGCUGCUUAGAUUACCAGGAAACAUGUAUACAACCAGCCCUCACAUGGACCUGCAAUAAAUUCAGAUGUGGAGAAAAGAGGCGACCAGAAUAUCGUUGCUCCUGUUCAGAUGAUUGUGUGGAAAACAAAGAUUGUUGUGUCAAUUAUCAAGCUGUUUGUAAAGGAGAGGCAAGCUGGGUUGAAGAAGAGUGUGAGAACAUUACUGAACCUCAGUGUCCAAAAGGAUUUACCAAGUCUCCAGUGUUACUAUUUUCAUUGGAUGGCUUCAGAGCAGAAUAUUUGCAGACUUGGGGUGGACUUCUACCUGUUAUUAGCAAAUUGCAGAAAUGUGGAACAUCCACUACCAGUAUGAGACCAGUGUAUCCUUCAAAAACCUUUCCCAACCAUUACUCCAUUGUUACAGGGCUGUAUCCUGAAUCUCAUGGUAUAAUUGAUAACAAGAUGUAUGACCCAAAAAGAAAUGCCUCCUUCACCCUUAAAAGUAAGGAGAAGUUUAAUCCGCAGUGGUACCAAGGCCAGCCUAUCUGGCUCACCGCCAUGUACCAAGGGCUGAAAGCAGGGACGUUCUUCUGGCCUGGGUCUGAUGUAGCAGUGAAUGGAACCUUUCCAAACCUCUAUGAAAUAUACAAUAGCUCAAUCCCCUUUGAAGAAAGAGUAGUGACUGUUCUUCGCUGGCUGGAGCUACCUGAAGAUGAAAGACCACACUUUUACACUCUGUAUUUAGAAGAACCAGAUUCCUCGGGCCAUAAGUUUGGACCAGUAAGCAGUGGAGUCAUUAUGGCAUUACAGAGAGUGGACCGAAUAGUAGGGAUGCUGAUGGAUGGUCUAAAGCAAAUGAACUUGCAUAAAUGCUUGAACAUUAUUUUUAUAUCAGAUCAUGGGAUGGAAGUAGGGAGCUGCAGAAAAACAGCAUAUCUGGACAGCUAUCUCGACAAUGUUCAAGAUUUCAUAGUUGUACCUGGUCCUGCAGCUCGCCUAAGACCUAAUAAUGUUCCAGAUGAGUAUUUCUCUUUUAAUUAUGAAGGCAUUGUCAGAAACCUCACGUGCAUGAAACCAAACCAGCCUUUCAAAGCUUAUAUGAAACAGCUGCUACCCAAGCGUUUCCAUUAUUCCUAUAAUGACCGGAUCGAACCGCUGCACUUUUAUCUAGAUUCCCAGUGGCAGCUUGCUCGAAAACCACUUGAGUUUAAAAGCUGCAAAGGUGGAUUCCAUGGCUCAGACAAUCGCUUCCCCAAUAUGCAGGCUAUCUUCAUUGGUUUUGGACCAGGAUUCAAGUUUGGUACUCAAGUUGAUCCAUUUGAAAACAUUGAAGUAUAUAAUUUAAUGUGUGAUUUGCUUGGUUUGAAACCAGCCCCAAACAAUGGAACUCAUGGACGCCUAAACCAUCUAUUAAAGCACCCUGUUUACAGCCCCCACCAUCCCAAAGAAACAAGUCAUCCUUCUGAAUGUUCUGUGAUGGGAGAAAGAGCCUUUUCUGUGAGUCCUGGGUGCUCCUGCAGGACAGGGGGCUUGCCAAUAAGGGAUUUUCAUCAGCGUUUAAAUCUUACUGAAACAGAAGUUGAGAAGACAAAGGAACUUAAUUUACCCUAUGGACGGCCCAGGGUUCUGCAGAAAAAACACAAUUACUGCCUCCUUUACCAUUCCCGCUACGUAAGCGGGUACAGCAAGGACUACAGGAUGACUCUAUGGAGCGCGUACACUGUUGGCAAAGAUGACAAAUGGAUUUCUUCUGCAGGAGUUGCCCCCAGCUGUUUACACAAAGAUGUUCGUAUUUCACAGAAUCAUAACCAGACCUGUUUGUUUUACAACAAUCAUCCUCGCCUCACUUAUGGAUUUCUUGCUCCUCCAAAUUUUAUGACAGAUGAAAGGAAACCUCACUAUGAUGCCUUGCUUACCAGCAACAUUGUGCCAAUGUAUCCUGCAUUUAAAGUGUUAUGGAACUACUUCCAUCAACACCUGCUCCCUGAAUAUGCUGCAGCCAGGAAUGGUGUCAAUGUAGUCAGUGGUCCUGUGUUUGAUUAUGACUCUGAUGGGCUCUAUGAUACCCCAGAAAAGUUGAAAAGAUACCCUGGUAAUUCAGAAGUUCCAGUUCCAACUCACUUCUUCAUUGUGCUGACUAGCUGUAAAAAUGCUUCUGAAACUCCCCUGGAGUGUGAAGGGUCUCUAGAUGCCUUGUCUUUCGUUGUACCUCACAGAGAAGACAACAGUGAAAGCUGUGCAGAUGGCAAGUCUGAGUCCACGUGGGUUGAAGAGAGAAUGAAGUUUCAUAUGGCUCGGAUCAGAGAUAUAGAAUUACUUACUGGACUCAGCUUCUAUCAAGACAGAAAACAGCCAAUACCUGACAUUUUACAGUUAAAAACAUUUUUACCAAUUUUUGAGACAGUCUGA
This is a messenger RNA of Cinclus cinclus, 2727 nucleotides long. RefSeq names its product ectonucleotide pyrophosphatase/phosphodiesterase 1 (gene ENPP1). The record is from RefSeq and is a predicted model, not a curated record. Gene Ontology annotation, molecular function: dinucleotide phosphatase activity; nucleic acid binding; phosphodiesterase I activity. Gene Ontology annotation, biological process: nucleoside triphosphate catabolic process; regulation of bone mineralization; negative regulation of fat cell differentiation. NCBI's taxonomy places the organism in Eukaryota, Metazoa, Chordata, Aves, Passeriformes, Cinclidae. The transcript is spliced from 25 exons. Gene Ontology annotation, cellular component: cell surface. Bases 1 to 2727 code for a protein of 908 amino acids.